Spodoptera litura is the source of this 4760-nucleotide messenger RNA. It is a transcript of the gene klar, whose product is annotated as klarsicht. The record is from RefSeq and is a predicted model, not a curated record. Gene Ontology annotation, cellular component: perinuclear region of cytoplasm; nuclear envelope; membrane. Gene Ontology annotation, molecular function: kinesin binding. NCBI's taxonomy places the organism in Eukaryota, Metazoa, Arthropoda, Insecta, Lepidoptera, Noctuidae. Gene Ontology annotation, biological process: cytoskeleton organization; nuclear migration; nucleus organization.
AUGGAAGACUGUCCUGAUACUGACGCCAUUCAAACAUUUAAUGACUACAUGGUAUCACAAUGGCUAGAGAACGAGAGUUUUGUAGACAUUUGGUGCGUUCAUGGUGAACUCCAUCGAACCACAAAUGCCGUAGAAUCUUGGCAUAAGAAAUUAAACUUGGUUGUGCCAAAGAAUGCUAAUUUAUAUCAGCUACUGAACGUGCUGAAAGAGGACGCAGAUUUACAAACAGUGGUAUUGCAACGCGACGUGGAAUGCCACGGUCGGAUCGUGAGUUCGGUGGUACGGCUGUGCGGCGGUGGAGACGCUGCGCGAGCGCUUGAGAGACGGUGGCAUCUGCUGUACCUGAGGGCUAUUGAGUGGCAGUGUCAUCUGGAAGCUUGUCUUGCUAGGAUCGAUAAUCAGGGCUGCAUAUCAGCAGAGGCUGUAAGUGACAGUGACGACGAACCUGCCUUGAAGCAGCCGCGCCUGAGCAGGCGAGGGUCCCCACGCAGACAGAGAACUCCAGUCAAUGCGAGACGAAGGGACAGCUCGCUGGAUAGCAGACAAUCUGCGUCAGAGGAGGAACAAGAAUAUGUGUUAAAGUACACGUGGCGCGGCUUCGGGUCGGACUGCGAGACGGAGUUAGACAGAGCGAGGUACAUAAAUAUGGCGGACGAGAGACGAGUACCUGGUGCCUGUGACGUCACUGCGAGGACCACGGACCAGACUGUGCCUGCGACAGAUCAUGUGGAUGGAUUGGAAACACACGUCCAUAUAGAGGAUAAAUUAAAGACACCUCCAACGGUAAUUAAAAGGAAAAAGCCAGUAGACACGUCGAAAUUUAAUCAAACCGAUCGCAAAUCGAAACAUCUAGCUACAUUCUACUUUAGACACCAUGACACAGACUCCGACAGACAAAUGAUCGAAACAGAAAAGUCACAGGAAGAGUCUAGCGAGGAAGAAUGGACUUACGUCGGUGGUGCUAAAAUUGGGAAUGAAGAUUCCACUGAUAUAAUGACGUCAUCCGUUGAGAUCCAGUGCGAACUACCCCUAGAUGAAAAGAAAGAUAAGCCACCUUCUCCGAAACCGAAGCUAGAGUCCUCGACACCAGAUUUGCUUAGAGUAGAAAGGUGUAAAGACAUAGAGAGGUUGGUCAAUCAGGCUGAAGAAUUGGUGCAGAAACAGGCGCUAUCAAAGAAGAAGGGAUCGAGGAGCUUCAAGCCGCUGUCGUUUGAUGAAGAGGGGAAGAAUGUGAGCAGGAACAAGAUGUCGAGGAUCAAGGAAUGGUUGAACCAGAGCUCGGAAGGCAAGAGUGAUAACAAUCAGGGUACAGAAAGCUAUGACGCCUCAGGAGAAUACACAACUGAAAGUGAAGUGGACACCUCGUUGACAUCCGAAGAACGAAACAUUCACUCCUCCAUGGAUAUGAGCACUUCCACCUGCACAGUAACUCCCACACACCACGCCAAGGUAACACUCCGUAAGAAGCGAGCUGGCAACAGCGCACGACCGUGGUCUGUCUCCUGCCUAUCGCAACUCAGUGGCGCCGGCGCAUCGCUCGUGGCCACGCCCACAGCUGGCGACGUUGCCGCUAUGUCACACAACAUGUCUAUCUCUGAAUCUGCUUUGAACACACUCGCGUCUCCACAAAGAGUUACUCCAGCAAAUUCGAACUCCAAACUCCGUGGAAGUUCAACCACUGUACAGGGCCACGUAUCAAGCACGAACACGAUGACAGAAGCUUGCACGUCCUGCGUGGAAGCGAGCGACAAACACGGCUGGCUACGACGAAAGAGGUUGAAGUUCCGACGCAACAACACCGCGGUACGGCGGGGAGAGAGACUCGUCAAGUCACUCUCUUUUUGUGGGAGACUGAGCCCAGAGAUAGAAGAUAAGCAUGAGAGGAGUGCCGCCAGUGACCCCGCUACUAGCAGGAAGAGCAGGUUCGACACAACAUCGACAUCAGGCAACGACAGCGACGAGGAACUGAUCAAACAACAGCUAGCCACAAUCGCCCACCUGCGCAAGAGCAUCGAAAAGACCCACAUCUCGACUAGGGAACCCGAUAGUGCCAUUCCAGAACAAAAUGAGGCCGAGCCUGUGGCCCCGAGCUUUAAACUGGGCCCAGCUGGAGGACCCGUCAGGCCACGACUCGCUCGAAGCCUUGAGAGGGAGAGGAACUUUAUAGCCCUCAGUUUAGGAGACCCCAGUCGGUUGUGGGACUUAUCUAUUGACAAGGACUCCGAUAUAGACAAAAGUGUGACUGCUGGAACCGAAGAACAUAGCUCAUUCUCUGAACAGGCGUGGGAUUUCUAUCAGGAAAAGUACAACUCGGAACCAUAUUCAGAAGCUCCAGACUCAGACGCAGCGCGACGUCUGCUAGAGUUCGGUGACGACUACCGCGCAUUCCUCGACUCGCAGUCUGACUGCUGCUCCAGCUUGUCCGCGCAGCCCGAGAACGACCAGAGCCCCAGUGGCACACGUCGCCGCCGCCCUCCGUCCGAUGUAUCUAGAGAACGAAGCCUCCCACGACACAAGCGACCUACCAGAAACUCGCCAAUAGAAACGCCCUCGAGAAAACCUAAGAAGUCCAUGUCUAGCGCUGAGCGUAAGAAGUCGCUCCUUGACAGUCUCGAGCGAUCCAGAAACAACACUAGCAUCGAAAGCAGUGAAGGUGUCCGUCGUCGCAAACCUUCGGAGAGCGAACGCAAAAACAGUAAGCGAUCUCCCGAAUUCGACUUGCUCAACGUACAGGCUCUGAGCCGCAGACGACACAGCUCAAACAUGACCAGCGACGAAGUAAACAGCUCGCUAGAGUACACCGAGGUGAACAACCGACCUGAUAUACUGGACUCGCUGGGCAGGCGGAGGAGGACAGACAAUGGCGAGUCGGAAUUACAGAAAAUCGCGUUGUCUGAGCUGCGGCGGCGAUCAACAGAGAGCGUGGAGUCGGAGGACGAGUCGUCGAGCCCCACAAAGCACAGGCGGCGCAGCUGGGACUCGGGCUCGGAGGGCUCGGCGGCGCGCGCGCUGGUGCGGCGCUCGGGCGCGGCGCUGGGCGCGGCCGAGGCGCUGCUGGCGCGCCACGACGCCGAGCCCGACCUGCUGCGCGCCUUCGACUACACGGAGAUCGUCAAUCGUUGCCGGGAAAAUAUCAACCUAUUAGACGCGGCCUUGGCAAGCGGCUCACUUUCUUCCACUUUGCAACGUGACGUUAGAGCUGUAUCUGCAAGAUGGUCAGCUCUCCGUGCAGCGGCCACCAGACGCGGUGGUGCUCGUCGCCUGCGCAGGGAAAUGGCCGCACUGCGGGAGACACUCGACGAUAUUUGCGAACCUGGGGACUGUGCUCCACAACCUCACACCAGGGCUCAGCUACAUAGGAGAAUUGAGGAACUGAAGGAACGUCUAUCUCGUCUGCUAGAAUGCAAAGUGUCGAUGCUGAAGCUGACUGUGUCAGUGCGUCGUGCACUCGGUGACAUGGAGAACGAUGACGGAGGACUGGCUGCUGACCUGGCAUCACUGCUUUCUGCGUGGGAUGAUGCUCAUCAACGGACUUCAAACGAACUCUUAUCUCUGGAAAAAGCGGUUUGCGCUUGGGCAGAAUGGGAAAGUGCUCUCCGGGAACUUCAGGGUGCUCUAAGAGGAGACCUGGCGACAUUGGAAUCACUAAGGGACCGUGGUGCUGUAACUGGGGACCAAACCGAAGUUGCCGCUCAAAUAAGGCAAUUGGCUGCGUCACUUGUGGAUAAAAAGAAGGGUGGUUCAACAUGCGACUCCUUGUCCGACUCCGGUAUAUCGGACGGAGACAGCGAUGGUGCUGGACGACGUGCCAGACGGCUUAGCGCAUUGCGGGAACUAGCCAGACGGCUGCAAGCUGCUCUAGCACCUAAUUCGCCAGCUCAGAGAGCUAUAGCAAAGCGUAUGGAACAAACUGAGAAUGAAGUGCGCACGUUGCAAGAAUCGUGCCGUGCGCUAGUAGAACUCAGCAUUCCGGAUCUUAAGAUUGAGGAGGAAAGCAGGGACAAAACGAUUGCUGCCGUGACAAGCAGCAAAACUGGUUCAGGCGACCCUGACUACAGUCCCCGCGGAGGUUGGGUAUGGAGAGUCCUUCGGUCCUCGUUGCCCAUACAGUUGUGCCUCGUGGCCCUGCUCCUAGCCGCCUGGCUGGUCGAACGCCCACGAUGCUGCGACGCCCUGAACUCUCUAGCUCAGACCCUGACUCCUCAACUGCGCUACGUACGCGGUCCACCACCAGUCUGAACACUGACACAAAACGUGUUCACACACAUGCGACGAUUUCUAGCUAGUAUUAGCUUAAACCUUCGGGUUGCAGUACUUGCAGUAUUCAGCACACUAUUUGUGCUCCUAAUGCCAAUUGAAGUAUUCAAGGCUUCGGUACUAAGACGUUUAUUGACGGUAGAUAAACUAAUUAUCGGAAUGACGGUAGCGUGGAUUGCGUGAAGCAAUAAUUUUUAUUAUUAUACUAACUUUUUUUGACGAUUAGGUAGAAAAGAUUUGAAAUGAAUUGAGGCGUUGAUUGACAUUGUUACUAAUAUAGGAAUGUACGUACCAAUGGAGAAAUUUGAAAAAAAAAUGACGUAGGUACUGAUGAUGUGUAGAAGUAACCAAUUUAUUAUUAGAUACGUUUUUUAACAACAUUUUCAAGAAGAAACUACUUAAAUGUGUCUAUUGGAAUGACUAACCUUUGUAAGGCAGAAGUUAAUUUAGGUCCAUUUGCAAUAUUAGACAUUUUUAAUUGCUCAUAGCAAAAAAAGUUCAAA